Molecule: messenger RNA, 1536 nt
Organism: Monoraphidium neglectum
Lineage: Eukaryota; Viridiplantae; Chlorophyta; Chlorophyceae; Sphaeropleales; Selenastraceae
Product: peptidase M50
Exons: 9
Coding region: 1-1536 (511 amino acids)
Biological process (GO): proteolysis
Source: RefSeq, a predicted model, not a curated record
AUGUCGACCGUUGGUCGCUGCCGCAGCGGCUUGCAGGGGCCCAUGGGUGUGGGUAGCGGCAGCACCACCCCGACAAUGUUCAAGGCAGCACUCAGGCACCUCCGGCGGCAGCAGCAGCAGCGCCUCACACGGUGCCGCGCCGGCUCGGAGGACGAGCCGCCCGGUACCCCGAGCACCAGCACCAGCCGUCCCGCGGCCGACCCGGCCUCCCCGAAUGGCGGCGACAGUCCCGAGGGCUCCGGCAUGGGGGAACAGAAGAUUGCAGGCUCUGAGCGCGGCGACCUGCAGAUCCCCAAGGCAGGCAGGGAGGUGAUUGAGAAGCUGCGGUACAGUGUGUUUGGCUACGACACGCUGUGGGUCACGAGCGUUGACAACUACCAGGAGAGCGGGGUGGUGUUCAAGGGCAACCUGCGGGCCAAGGACCCGGCAGCGGGCUACGCCAAAAUGAAGGACAAGCUCCGGGCUGAGCUGGGCGAUGACUGGCAGAUCUUCCUGCUGGAGGACAAGGACGAGAAGCCCACAGCCGUGGUGCUGCCCAGCACUGCGCGGGAGGGCCAGAUCAGCAGGUUCACGGAGAUCUGGCUGGCGGUGUCAUUUGGGAUCUUGACGACCGUCACGACCCUCAACAGUGCAGGGGUCCCGCUGCUGCAAUUCCUGAUUGACCCCUUCCGCACGGCAAUCUCGCUCAAGGAUAUAACCGAUGCUCUACCGCUGGCAGGCGCCUUCUGGUUUACGCUCGGCGCCCAUGAGUGGGGCCACCGCUGGGCCGCCGGCCGCCAGGGCGUAAGCCUGUACCUGCCCCUCAUUGUCCCGGCUGGCUUCGGCUUCCUCGGAUCCUUCGGCGGCCUCACGAGGUUCCGAGGGUUUGUGCGGGACAGGACUGCACUGCUGGACGUCGCCGCCUCGGGGCCGGCCGUGGGCACAGCGGCCAGCCUGGGGCUGGUGCUGGCGGGCUUGGGGCUCAGCAGCGCGGGGCUUGGUGACGUCACCGUUGACAGCGCCGCGUUCGCGGACAGCUGGAGCAUCGGGCUGAUGGUGCAGGCGGCGUUGGGCGACGCUCUGGCCAACCCAGAGGUCCGCGUGAGCUCCCUGUUGGUGGCGGGCUGGGCUGGGCUGGUCGUCAACGCCCUCAAUUGCCUGCCUGCCGGCGAGCUGGACGGCGGGCGCAUGGCGCUGGCGCUCUUCGGCCGCAGGCACGCUGAUGUCACGCGCCUGCGAGGUUCAUCAACGGCAGACGGCACAACCAAGCAGGGUGGCAGCCGAUCCUUGGGCUACACCGCGCUGGGCGUGCUGACCAUCGCGGCGCUGGCCAUCACCUCCUUCAACUCCACCCUGGCCUUCUACUGGAUCCUCUUCCUGCUGGCCCUGCAGCGCGGCCCCGCCCUGCCCUGCCAGCAGGAGGUCGCGCCACCGGAGGACCAGGGCCAGCGGCGGCUGGCAUACGCUCUGAUGGCGCUGCCGCUGCUGGUGCUGCCCCCUCUGCCCGUGGACCUGAUCCUGGCCUGGCGCGACAUGGGGACGCCCACGCUGUUCUGA